UACAGGGCGCUGUACUAUUCGUGCCAAUUGAGUGGACCCACCGUUGAAGUGACGAUCGGCGAAGUCUAGGCUGAUUGAACGGUGAUGCUUUAUCAGCAUCUCCCUCUCUCUUUUUCUCUCAUAUUUUCGAGCGAGAAGAAGAAACUGCCAAACUUUGAGACUCAUUGACUGAUAUUACAUAUCAACACAAUGAGAUUUGGAUCGUUGAGUGUUUGUUUGCUGGCAUUGGCCACCGGCAUGACAGUACGGGAUGCCAAGGCCCAGACAGCACAGGAGCAAGAAGACCAUGGCUUUGUGGUGGAAAACACGGUGUUUGUGGGCGCCAAUGCCAUGACGAUUGUGAUUGGCCAAGACGAGGACAUGGUUCCCUCGCAAGUGGAUUGGACCGACGGUGUUUGCUACUCACCCAUUUCCAGUGGUGUUCACCCAGGCGACAAGCUGCACUUUGAAUACCAAGCGCACAAUGUGUACAAGAUGGCCUCCAAGGAACACUUUUUGAACUGUAACUUUACCGAUGCCACGCUCUUGGCACAAGUGGGAGAAUCACCUUAUGACUAUGCCGUUGCGGGUGACGACACGGGAGAAGUACUCUACUUUGCCUGCCAAGUGGGAGAUCAUUGUGCCAGUGGAACACAAAAGGUCCAGGUCGCCGUAUCGGCAUUUGCCGGAAAUCCUGCGGCCGAUCGACCCACCGUCGUCUCGAGCUACUCCUUGGGAACCUCUACAGAAGCGUGCAACGAGAUUCAAGAAUCCGGUGCCGUCAGUCAAAACGAUGCCCAGCAAGCCAACAUGUUGCGCUCCUCGUGCACGGACCCAGAACCAACUGGAGAACCCAACACGUUCUACCGAUCGUGUCUCAGUGGUCCUGCCACUCUUACACCCGGAGGAGUCGUCAAUCGAUUGUUCCUCAUGGCAUAUCCGUACCCUACCGAUCGACGUGUCGCUCUGGGACAACGAACUUUUGAAUUCGUCUACGAUACUCCCGAUGGUACUGUCGUUCCAGCACCCGUCAACCAGCUCUAUGUCCAUCACUUGUCGGGAAGCGUCAUCUUUGGACAAGGAACUGAAGGAGUGCGGCAAACGGCUCCGGAUGCCGCCUUUACUCCACCGUACGCGCGCCUCUCGGGCGAUGAAGGCAACUCGAUGGUCUUUCACUUGAUUGAUCUGCGAGAAGUCGACGACUGGUUGGGAUGCAUUGAAUGUCGUUGUCCCGUCGGUGCACCCAACACGUACUUUGAUGCCUUGACCAACACGGGAAACAUUACCGGAGGAGUCAACUGCUGCAGGAACUGCACCAGUCUCACCGAACCCAAACUCGAUUAUCGUAUGCGAUACAAUGUCACCUACCGGGACAUCACACCUAAUAGUCCACCGAUUGCCACAGUAGCGCAAUUGACAUCCGACAUUUCCACCGCCGUGGGAAAGUUCCUCGAACACGAUGUCCCCAGUGCCCAGUUCUUGCCCGCGGAUCAACAAUCGCCCGAGAAUCCUGCCGUUCAGCGUUUGAUCAAGGAAGGACCAUUCAACGAACUCUUCCAGGAGGAUUUCUUUUCCAGGCCUUAUGCAGGACCCAACCAAGUGCAGCUCUUGCGAUGUGUGGCACACUUGCACGUUGCAUCGAUCGAAAUGUACCUCGAAGAUACCGUCACCGGAGAGCGUCUUUGUGAUGGACAGACCACCUACGGUACCAAUCCCGACACCAAUGCGGGCUUUUUGACGGCAGUCGCCGUCGAUGACUAUGAUCCACCCAAAACGUUCCCCGCGGAUCGUAUCGUACGCUUUGUCACGGACUACAAUGCCACUCAACUGCACACGGGAGUCAUGGGAUACUGGUUCCUCUUUGUGGCCGACACCGAGCAAGUGACGGCGCCCAGUGCCAACAUGACGGUCAACGUGUGUAUGCAACCAACCUGUGAUACCAACAUGUUGCCCAUGAUUGACAUGACUCCCUUCCAGCCACAACCACCCGUCGAGACCAAUGCUGCGUUUUCGUCACGUCAAGCCGAUGACUGUGUCGAUACCUUGGCGGAAAGUCCGAGCUGUACGUUCGCAGGGCUCUGUGAGUGUGAAGCGUUUGUGACUGCCGAGGAGAGUUCGGGAUGCGAUGGAUUCUAUGCCAGUCCCAUGGGUGACAUUGAAGUCCGCAGCGUCUGUGCCAAGUACUGUGGAUGUGGCGUUUCCGAAGCCGUGGCAGCAGCAAUAACUUCUGGAGAGGAUUGCGUGGACACCUUGAAAGACAAUCCGUCUUGCACUUUUGGAGGACUGUGCGAGUGUGCUGAUUUCGUAAAUGCCCCCGAGACAACCAAUGGAUGUGAUGGAGUCUAUGCCAGUGCCAUGGGUGACAUUGAGGUCAGGUCUGUGUGCGCCAACUACUGUGGUUGCUCUGGAAAUAUUAAUAAUGAGGCAGUGGCGGCACAAGAAGAGGCGGUACAAACAGGUCCAGUUCCCGCUCCCGCCCCAUUAGGCUGCAGCGACGCCUUGGCCGAAAGUCCAAUCUGUCGGUUCGGAGGGCUAUGCGAAUGCGCUGUGUUCGUAAACGAACCGGAGAGCGAAGGCUGUGGGGGCGCCUACAAGAGCGAAAUGGGAGAUGUUAUUGUCAACGACGUUUGCGCUUCCUACUGUGGAGCCUGUGAAGAUAUCUCGCUGGACGAGCUCUUCCAGGAAACGUACAUGGAAGUCUUGAUUGACGACAUGAGAGACGUAUGCCACUACGGCAGCGAAGAGUGUCAAUUCAUGCUCUCCAACUUGUACUCGUGCGCUGAAGGCAUGCCUGGAAUGGAGGCUGCAGACCCAAUGAUCCAGGCAGCGGUGACCAAUGUCGGACAUCAGGUGGCCAUGGAGACAGCAAAGCUGGGUCACUCAUCUCUCCAUUCUGGGGAGGUAGACCAGAUUGUGGGAAUGUGUUUCGAAAGUGAAGCUCCCUCAAGUAGUGGGUCAUCAGACCUUGAGGACGCAAACGCAGAGGACGAGAGUUCCUUAGCUGGAAGUGCGGCCAUUACAAUGGGUCACGCCUUUUCUGUCUGGAUGGUCGCAGCAUGCACUUUCAUGCUUUAGCAAAGAGUUUCCACGAGGCUUUCGUAACGAACACAUAGUAAACAGCGAAUACGAAGUAAAACAAUGCAGUUGUACAUAGACUCAUAAUAUAUGCAUGCAGUGUGGUUCUUGCGUUGACAGUAGCUAUACGAUUUCAGCAAUGAGGGAGUGUUUCGAUUCA
Molecule: messenger RNA, 3214 nt
Organism: Seminavis robusta
Lineage: Eukaryota; Bacillariophyta; Bacillariophyceae; Naviculales; Naviculaceae
Source: the annotation of a GenBank genome assembly